Dracunculus medinensis (Guinea worm) is the source of this 1572-nucleotide messenger RNA. NCBI's taxonomy places the organism in Eukaryota, Metazoa, Nematoda, Chromadorea, Rhabditida, Dracunculidae. The record is from the annotation of a GenBank genome assembly.
AUGCUAUUCAGUUAUACUGAAAUUCAGCGAUCUGAUGCUGGUAAUGCAUUGGAUGAUGAAGAAAUUCCUAUGGAAAUGGACCUUACCGCUGACGGGCCACCUAUUUCUGAUGAUGAAACCACCGAUAUGAAUAAGCCAAUGGACCGACAAUCGCAGAUUCUUAUGUAUGCUAAAAUGAUACUUCCACAUGUUGGUUUGGUGAUCCUUUUAAUUGUAUAUUUAUUAAUUGGUGCAACGGUGUUUCAUUAUCUUGAAGGACCGAAUGAAAUAUUGACAAGAAAUCAAGAAUUAAACACGAUAUUCGAACUUCGUAAUAACUUUCAUGAAGUCGUCUGGAACAUAACUGUUGCUGGUGAUAGUUAUAUCUCUCGAGAAACUUUUGAUGGCCUUGGACAACAAUACUUCGACGCAUUAGUAGUUGCAAUAUUUCAAGCUUACCGCAAUCAGUUUAUCAAUGAAAACCACCUCUUAAAUCGAACCACUGAUAACGAUACGUUAUGGACUUAUGCAAACAGCAUUUUUUUUGCCACAACUGUUAUCACAACAAUCGGCUAUGGAAAUCUAGUGCCAGCAACAAAAUUUGGGCGAAUUGCUUGUAUAUGUUUUGCUUUAUUUGGUAUUCCACUUCUAUUAGUGACCAUUGCUGACAUUGGUAAAUUCCUAUCCGACUUUUUAUGUUUCUUAUAUCGCACUUAUAGAGCUUUUAAAAGAAAGGUUCGCAAGCAUUCUCGAAGAAUAUCCCAUCAUGUUCGAGAUCGAUCCACUCCACAGCACAGUAAUUCAUCAUCUAAGGCUGGGAGCAUGAAUCUCGAUGAUAUUGGCAGCGAGACAGAAUCCAGUUGCCAAGAUGAAUUGCGAAUUCCAGUUGUAAUGGUUUUAUUUGUACUAGUUGCAUAUACUGCAAUAGGCGGAUUACUAUUUCGCAUGUGGGAAGGAUGGGCUUAUUUCGACGCUUUUUACUUUUGCUUUAUAACUAUGGCUACUGUCGGUUUCGGUGAUAUUGUACCGACAGAGCAAGUUUAUAUGUUUUUCACUAUGGCUUAUAUAAUUUUUGGGCUAGCAUUAGCCACAAUGUGCAUCGAUCUUGCAGGAACAGAAUAUAUUCGUAAGAUACAUUAUUUGGGCACGAAAAUGGAAGACGCAAAAGGAGCAGUAAUAUCCGGUUUGCAAGUCGGAGAACAUCUUUUAAAACAUACUGGUAUUGAAGUGAUCCGUACUGCAAGUGGUAAAUUAGUUCAAGUUAGAGGAGCUGUUUUGAAUUCGAAACAAGCGCGAGAACUUGGUGUGGACUAUAUUUUGGCCGAUCUUGAUUAUCAACAAAAAAACAUUUUAUAUGAACCGCUUAGUCAGGCUGUUCAACGACUUAUUAAAAGCAAUAAUAUUAAAAUCUUGCCGGAUGAUAUAACUGAAAAAGAUGGAUAUAUUGUACAGAAUAAAAGCUAUGAUAAACCAGGAAACAAGUUAUAUCGAACGUUUCGACGAAAACCUAAUUAUAUUCAAAGGCUCAUUGUGCCAUCCGAUGGCAAAGUUACCGUUGUCAUACCAUUCAUGCUGAAAGAAUCUCAUGUCUGA